AUGACUCUCAACCCUCCCCUUCGCGGCAAGUUGCUUGCGGAGUUGGAAGACGAUGACAGCCUCCCUCCGAGCAUCCCCUCCGGGAUGAUGAGUCCAGCAGCGCUAAAUCUCCGACGUAUUCAUGAGCAGGCCGGAACGAGACCCCAGGUCAGGCAUGCGCCGGCCUCCGCCGACCCCGUCAUGGCUCAGCCUGCCAAGGGCAAACCGAGGUUGCUACUUAUGGGCCAGAGAAGGAGUGGCAAGUCUUCCAUCUCGAGCGUCGUCUUCCACAAGUUGCCACCCAACGAAACCUUGUUCCUCGAGUCCACGGCGCGCAUACAAAAAGACUCCAUGGCUUCCUUCAUGGACUUCCAAGUAUGGGACUUCCCAGGUCAGAUAGACGUUUUCGAGAACCCUAAUUUCGACAUGGACGCCAUAUUUGGUGAGAUUGGCGCCCUCAUCUGGGUCAUCGAUGCCCAGGACGACUACCUCGAGGCCGUCGCACGUCUCAACUCGACCAUUCUCUCUCUGCAGGGGCACUACCCCAACAUCAACAUCGAGGUCUUCAUCCACAAGGUCGACGGUCUCUCCGACGACUACAAGCUUGACAUUCAGCGUGACAUCACGAUACGCAUUCAGGACGAGCUCUCCGACAACGGAUUCGAGAACGCGCCCGUGACCUUUCAUCUCACGUCCAUCUACAACCACUCCAUCUUCGAGGCUUUCAGCCGCGUCAUCCAGAAGCUCAUUCCCCGUCUCGGCACCCUCGAGUCCAUGCUGACGAACCUCUGCCGCACCUGCCGCUUUGAAAAAGCAUACCUCUUUGACGUGCUCUCCAAGAUUUACAUUGCCACGGACAGUGCCACCGCCGACAUGGCCAGCUACGAGAUUUGCAGCGACUACAUUGACGUCAUCAUCGAUAUCACCGAGGUGUACGGCACCUGGCAACGCAGCGACAAGAGCCGUAGGAAGCUCGAGGGCGAGCCAUGGAACGCCAAGCUUCACAACCAGAUUGGUUGCUCAACGGCGGAGAGCUGUCUAGUGCUGCAUGAGAGCAACAAGCCCAUAAUGUUGCGUGAGGUGGAUCGGUACCUGGCGCUCGUGGCAAUCAUGAAGGACGAUUCGUACGACCGGAUGCCGCUGGUGAAUAUGAAUGUGGAGGCGGUGGUGGAAGGUCUGACCGAGUUCUUUGAUAUUACGAAGCCGGGAAAAUAA
This is a messenger RNA of Drechmeria coniospora, 1194 nucleotides long. Its product is annotated as Gtr1/RagA G domain containing protein. The record is from RefSeq and is a predicted model, not a curated record. NCBI's taxonomy places the organism in Eukaryota, Fungi, Ascomycota, Sordariomycetes, Hypocreales, Ophiocordycipitaceae. Gene Ontology annotation, cellular component: Gtr1-Gtr2 GTPase complex; nucleus; fungal-type vacuole membrane. Gene Ontology annotation, biological process: regulation of autophagy; cellular response to starvation; cellular response to amino acid stimulus. Bases 1 to 1194 code for a protein of 397 amino acids. The transcript is spliced from 3 exons. Gene Ontology annotation, molecular function: GTPase activity; GTP binding.